Molecule: messenger RNA, 3357 nt
Organism: Durio zibethinus
Lineage: Eukaryota; Viridiplantae; Streptophyta; Magnoliopsida; Malvales; Malvaceae
Product: tRNA-dihydrouridine(47) synthase [NAD(P)(+)]-like
Biological process (GO): tRNA processing
Molecular function (GO): RNA binding; tRNA dihydrouridine synthase activity; flavin adenine dinucleotide binding
Source: RefSeq, a predicted model, not a curated record
CAACAUUGCACCAAAUGAAGCAAAUCAAACUUUUAUUCUGUGAGGAAAAAAAAAAAAAAGAAGCUUGUGAUUCAUGCCUCAUUUCUUGUUUUUGGAUGUAUCCGAAAGAUGUUAAGGGAAUCCUAAAUUUGAAGCAACCUUAAAAUGUUGGUCUUCGAGAAUCUGUCUAAGCAGACCAUCAUGCAUGAAAUUGGGAAUUUGAGGCAAUUAUUCUGAAACCUUUCCUCCUCAAAAUCAGAGAAACAAAGAUUUAUAGAAUCUGUUUGUAUCAUGGUUACCCGACACCAUAAAUGGGAUUGGAAAAAAAAUAAAAGUAAAUUCUAUGUAUACCUUCAGAGGUUUGCACUUUUUUAUAAACAUUUCAUGUGAAUCGUUUCUCACCGAUUCAUUUUCGUUAUCAUAAGAAGUAAUAGCGUCAAAAAUAAAGAUAAAGGUAAUUUUGUCAUUUCACUAACAUAUAGUUGACUUUUGAUAUUGUUAUCCAUUUUAAUAAAGGAAAUGAAUCAUAAUGUUAUAAAUUAAAAAAAAAAAUCACAAACAGGUGUAAAUAAAAAAGAUGCAAAUCAGUGGAGUUCAAAAAAACCGAUGGGAACUUGCUUUUGUUUGUUAAGGUAGGGGCGUUUGGGGGCUUUUUCUAGGCCUGGCUUGAUUCAUUGCAUUUCUAAUCAAGAUCGUCCAUACCACGAAUUUAUUGGAUUUUGUGUUUAGGCCCGCAAUUAAAUUUAAUAUUAGUAGUAAUAAUUAUGGAAAUUCAUUAAUAUGUCAGGAUGGCCGAGUGGUCUAAGGCGCCAGACUCAAGUUCUGGUCCUCGAUAGAGGGCGUGGGUUCAAAUCCCACUUCUGACAAUUCCCUUUUUAGCUUACUGUGCUAUUAAGGACGUCGUUUGGCUUCUCGCUACCGUCAUUGAAGAAAACGGCACUUUGUCCACGUCGUUUUGGUUUGCCCCCUGGCUCGUUCAACCAAAAAAAAACCCCCACGUAAGAAUUACACACUAACCAGUAACCACUCCGCCUUACUGGGAACAAAACUCACUGACUGCUGGAAACAGACGGCGAAUUGAGUUCGUUCACCGAGUGAACUCGCCAGCGAUGGACGAGUCACCAAAAGAUAUCUAUGUUGUAACAAGUUUGGAAACGAAAGCGGUCCCAUCUUCGCACCCGCCUUCAAACUCAAAUGGAACUACUCGACAAACACCGGAAGAGCUGGUGGCCCGAGCCAUUGCCCCAAUAAAACGAGAGUUUCUUCGACCCCCACUGCCCUCUAGAACUACCCAAAACGACACCGCCUCCGACUCCAACGCCAAGCAAUCUCAAUCCAACGUAGUCAAGGAAAAGAAAUCAAAACGACAGCUCAAACGAGAGCGUCGUCAGGAACAAAAAUCUGCUUUAAAUCUAUGUCCAGAGAUAGCAAAGACCGGAGAUGCUAAUGCUUGUCCCUAUAAAGAUAAAUGUCGUUUUAGCCAUGACAUACAGGCCUUUAUGGCUCAGAAACCGGCUGAUUUGGAAGGUGAGUGCCCAUUUGUAAAAGCAGAUGCACCGUGCCCUUAUGGUUUGGCCUGUAGGUUUGCAGGCAUGCAUGAGCAUGGUGCUUCUGCUGCAAGUGCUACUGCUAAUGUGUUGAAGAAAAACUCUGAGGUCAAUGGACUAAGCAAAGAUGUUCAGAAACUUUUGUGGAAAAACAAAAUACGCUUUACUAAAGCGGAUGCUGUAAUCAAAUCUCUUGGACUCACGGGGCCCAACUGGAAAAUUAAGAAGCUGAUAGAUAAGGAGGAAGACGAAGUUGUUUUAAAUAGUUCUCACGUUGCGGAUGAUUCAGUUGAUUGUUCUGAAUGUCCUCCUCCAACACUUUCAGCAGCAGAUAAUGCUCAGGAGGCAUGUGCAACUAAUGAGCUUAGACCUUCAAAGAAAGCAAAAUCUGUAGUUGAUGAAAGGUGCUCUGAUGAAGUGGUGGAUGGUGCAACUGUUCUGGAGAAGGAUAUUGAAAAAAAUUCUACAGAUACUGAAUCUGUUCAUACGGUCAAUGAUUUACUUGCAGAACCUGAUAGGAGCCUCAAGAUACACCCUCGUGAAAAGAAGCUUAUUGAUUUUAAAGAAAAGCUGUAUCUUGCUCCUCUAACCACUGUUGGGAAUCUUCCUUUUCGUAGGGUUUGCAAAAUGUUAGGAGCAGAUGUGACAUGCGGUGAAAUGGCAAUGUGCACCAAUCUUUUGCAGGGUCAAGCUUCAGAAUGGGCUCUGCUGAGGCGACAUUCAUCUGAGGAUUUGUUUGGAGUCCAGAUAUGUGGGGCACAUCCUGACACUAUAGCACGCACUGUUGAACUUAUAGAUAAGGAGUGUGCACUGGACUUCAUUGACAUUAAUAUGGGGUGCCCAAUUGAUAUUGUUGUUAAUAAGGGUGCUGGAUCUUGUCUUCUCACAAAACCUUUACGUAUGAAAGGCAUCAUUGAAGCUGCUUGUGGCACUGUAGAUAAACCUAUAACUGUUAAGGUGAGAACAGGUUAUUUUGAAGGUAAAAACCGCAUCGAUUCAUUAAUUGCUGAUAUUUACAGUUGGGGUGCUACUGCAGUGACAAUACAUGGUCGAUCACGACAGCAACGCUACAGUAAACUUGCUGAUUGGGAUUAUAUCUACCAGUGUGCUCAGAAGGCCCCUAGUGCACUGCAAGUUUUGGGGAAUGGGGAUAUUUUCUCACAUUUAGAUUGGAACAAUCACUUAUCUGACUGCCCCAAGCUCUCUACGUGUAUGAUUGCUCGAGGGGCAUUGAUUAAACCUUGGUUAUUUACUGAAAUCAAGGAACAGAGGCACUGGGAUAUCAGUUCUGAGGAGCGGUUGAAUAUUCUGGAGGACUAUGUGCGUUUUGGCCUAGAACAUUGGGGAUCUGACAAAAAAGGAGUGGAAACAACUAGGCAUUUUUUGUUGGAAUGGCUUAGCUACACAUGUAGGUAUAUACCUGUUGGUCUUUUAGAUGUCAUCCCUCAACGGCUGAACUGGCGUCCUCCUUCCUACUAUGGACGUGAUGAUCUUGAGACACAAAUGGCCUCUGAUUCCGCAGCUGACUGGAUCCGAAUAUCUGAAAUGCUGCUUGGCAAGGUUCCAGAUGGUUUCACAUUUGCACCAAAGCACAAAUCCAAUGCUUAUGAUCGAGCAGAAAAUGGAUAAUUUUAUAAUUUUGAUAACUUCAGUUUCUGAGUCGCAGUUAUAUCACGGGAAAAUAUUCCGAGACAUGUAUCAAUGAGAAUAAAGAAACCUAAAGCAAUAACAUUUAAGUGCCGUUUGUGACUAGAACGAUAUAUGUGCUUCAUAAGAAAUUUUCUUUUUGGUGGUCAUCUUUUUUACGAUGGUUUUGUGAAUUCACUUAUCA